AUGAAUUUCUUAUUUGCCCUAACGUUGAUCGCAUGCGUCAUCUUCGGUGUCGACGGUGCUAGAAUUUUAGUGGUAUUCCCGCAUCAAGCGAGGAGUCAUUACAACGUGUACGAGCCGUUGUUGAAGAGAUUGGCAGAGAAAGGUCAUCAAGUGGUCUCUGUCUCGCAUUUUCCUCAAAAAACACCUUUGGCCAAUUUGACAGAUGUAGAUGUCAGCUCGAGUUUGCCGAGCUUGAUCGGCACCAUGACAAUGUCACAGUCUGAUAAAGUGUACAAGUGGUUGAAAUUGAAAUCGGUGUUGGAAAAUCGUGGCUCGGUAAUAUGUGAUCCUGUGUUAAGUCAUCCGGGGUUGAGAAAGAUUGUACAAUCUCGAGAGAAGUUCGACGUGUACAUCGUUGAAAUUUUCGUGUCGGAUUGUUUUCUUAGUAUCGCUCAUGUUUUGGAGAUUCCGAUUGUGAUCGGAACGAUCACUAGCGUCACUGUACCAUGGGCGAACGACGUCUUGAGGAAUCCUGAAAUUCCUAGUUAUAUACCGAACUGGUUCAGUAGUUACACGGAUCGAAUGAACUUUUUUGAGAGAUUUGGUAACAGUGUGGAUUUUUUCGUUACUAAAUUGGCGUACAGAUACUUAUCGGACAAUCCGAGCUACGAAAUCGCGAAAAAACACUUCGGCAACGAUCUGCCCGAUUUCGACACGCUGCGAUCGAAGAUAUCGUUGAUCUUGACGAACGGGCAUCCGGUUAUCAGCACGCCGCGAGCGGUCGCGCCAGGAUUCAAGGAGCUCGGAGGUAUUCAUAUACCGCCGUCAGGCCCACAGCCGUUACCGAAACAUCUUCAGGAUUUUCUCGACGCGCAGGGCAACGACGGUGUUAUUUACUUUAGCCUAGGAUCGCAAAUAAACUCGUCCACCAUGUCGAACCAGGUGUUUGCAGCUUUUUACAAAGCAUUCGAGCAAGUACCACAGCAAAUACUGUGGAAGUGCUCCGAAGAGAAAAUGCCCAGGCUGGCCAAGAACGUUAAGUGCAUCGAAUGGGCGCCACAGCUCUCCAUAUUGUGUCACCCAAAUGUGCGGUUAUUUAUCACACACGGUGGAUUGCUGGGGACCCAAGAGGCGGUUUAUUGCGGGGUACCGAUUCUCGGCAUACCCCUGUUUGGGGAUCAGCACUUGAACAUGGCCUACUUCGUGAAAAAGGGGCUAGCUCGCCAGCUGAAUUACCAGCAACUUUCGUACGAGCCACUAUCAAACGCUUUGAACGAACUGCUCACGAACAAGAGCUACACGGAUACGGCACGAAAAGCUUCUUUGCAGUUCAGGGAUAGGCCAAUACCACCUCUGGACGAAGGGGUUUACUGGGUAGAAUAUUUAAUUCGUCACGGACCAGGUUCCUUGAAGAUAGCAGCUGCAGAUUUGACGUGGUAUCAGUAUCUAUUGUUAGAUGUUAUACUUGUAACGAUAGUGUCAAUCCUAUUGGCAACUUGGAGCGUUUAUAAACUAUGUAAAUUAGUAUUUCGUCGAAAGAAUGUAGCGUCCGUAAGCAGUAACAAGAAACGGAUGUAA
Habropoda laboriosa is the source of this 1557-nucleotide messenger RNA. RefSeq names its product UDP-glucuronosyltransferase 2C1 (gene Ugt317A1). Gene Ontology annotation, molecular function: UDP-glycosyltransferase activity. Lineage: Eukaryota; Metazoa; Arthropoda; Insecta; Hymenoptera; Apidae. The record is from RefSeq and is a predicted model, not a curated record. Bases 1 to 1557 code for a protein of 518 amino acids. The transcript has 4 exons.